AUGGUCAAUCAGAAAUCAACAUUAUUUGUAGCAUAUGAUCUAUUCUCAGUUGUAGAUAAGGGUUUUGAAGUUGUCUCGAAUCAUGAAGGGAAGUGGUGCAAACUUUUUGCGGAUUUUAUUGCUGGAAAUAGCUACUGCAAUGCGAAAAACUGUGCUGUACACAGUGAUGAUAUGCUUUGGUACGUAUCUAUGCAAGAAAUCAGUCGAAACUUUUGCAUUGGUCAGGAAGGAAGUCAGCUUCAAGUAUAUAGGCGUCAAAGUCCAAAUAAACCCAUACUGAAUGAUCCUUCGAUAAAUUGGGAAGAAACCGUUUGUCUGAACCUCAUCCUUCAACAGUUAGAUUUUCAAGUCACUUGUGCUGUUUGUAUUAAAACCAGUCCACAGAACUUGCAAAUUUUGCGUAAAAAUUGUCAACGAGUGUACCCAUCACCGAGUAAACGACGGAUGGAUAGCAAAGGUGAAUGCGAAGAAAUCACUUAUCCAAAAAUCUAUUUCGCGAUAGAUGACUUUGAAGAGAUCUUUAGUGACAUAGUUGUUCGUGAUGGUGAAUGCGUUUGCGUUGAAUUGGUAGCGAAGGAUAGAUGCAAAAAUUGCGAGGCGGUUGUUUUUCUCGGUUCAAUUCGAUACGAAGUUCUGAAACAAGCGUACGAUGCACGCGCAUCGUUCUCUUGGCAGUGGACACAGAAAUUCAUAACCCCGAAUCAGCGACGCCGUGAAUUUGUUCGAAUGAGAGGACCACAUGGGAAAGUUAUGCUGAAUGCUAUUGUAGGGUAUGCAGAAAUGGCGGUCAUGCGCCUAGCAAAUUGUGGCUAUGAAACUCCUGUUCCAGAACAAUCAUCAAAUUUUGAAAGUCUGGGGCAAUGCGGGAUGCGACGCAUGUCUGAUACGAAUUUAAGUCAUUAUCCACAACGAUUAAUGGUAAUGUCUGGCUUAUCAGAUGGACAUGAUGCUAAUAGGGGACGACGCUGGCAAAGUGAAACAGAUACUAUAAAUCAAUAUCGAGAAGUUGAAGCUAGUAGUAUCGACGAUGUGCUAAAUGAAGGCAUGAUGAGUCGCCUGUGGUCAGUCCGCGGCUUUGGUCAAGCAUGGCACUGGCUUCGAGAGAAGCGAAGGGCUGAAAGCACUCCAUUGAAUGCAUUCCUGACAUACAUCACGCUUCCGUGGUCGACAGUCCUUGACGGUAGAAAAAUGGCUGUUUUAGAUUUACUUAUGGAACGACCUCGUCGACCGAUUCUUACUUUUGACUUAGUUAGUGUUAAAUCACUUUAUUCAAAGGUUUGCAAGGCACAAUAUGGUGAAGUGGCACCGCCAGCUCCGAUACCGCCAUCAAAUUAUGCAUCAAAUGAUCUCGAAGAAGUCUCUUUUACAAAUAAACCUUCGUAUUCAGAAAGUGAUAAUGAAAAUGAUAGCAAACAAAUCAUUCGACCGGAAGGUCAGUCAUCACCUCCACAGCUACUUCAUCUUACUGAAAACAUAACUUAUGGAUUACCGAUCGGAAGUGAAACAACAUCAAUAGCUGUAACGCAAUCAACUACUGCUCAACAAAAAAGUGGACAAACGUACAUUUCGACAACAAUAAAUUCAUUUCCACAAACAUACAAAUUCCCAUCACUUAAACAACGUACUAUAAUUUCAUCAUCAAAAUUUCAAUCACUUUCAAGCCGAUUGUCAACUACAAGAACUACACUUCAAACAACACGUCAAUCAGUUACCACACAACGUCCUCGGAUUAUUUUUACUUCAAGAAGACCUGCAUUAAUCGUGACAAAACAAUCGAGAACAUCACGUGUUCCGCAAAUAACCAACAGAAUAACUCGUAAUCAAACGAGUAGAACAUCGAGAACAACUCAUUUGCCAUCGCUAUUUACAGAAUCAAGGAGACCACAAAGUCGACUGAUUCCAUCUUCAGGUGAACGAUUGGGUUAUACUAACUUUGUCGUAAUAGCAAGCCUAUUAAACUCAUUAAAUCAUUGGUUAUGA
This is a messenger RNA of Acanthocheilonema viteae, 1980 nucleotides long. The record is from the annotation of a GenBank genome assembly. Lineage: Eukaryota; Metazoa; Nematoda; Chromadorea; Rhabditida; Onchocercidae.